Messenger RNA from Salvelinus sp. IW2-2015, 747 nucleotides. Its product is annotated as SLAM family member 8-like. The record is from RefSeq and is a predicted model, not a curated record. Lineage: Eukaryota; Metazoa; Chordata; Actinopteri; Salmoniformes; Salmonidae.
AUGUCUGGUGGUCCCAUCUCCUGCUUCAAACAGGGAAUACUACUUCUCCUACUCUCCAACCUCCACUAUGGUGUAGGUGUUCCUCUGAUCAUCAACAAGAGAGUGGGGGACUCCGUGGAGCUGCUGGCAGGCUUAGAGAAUGGACAUUUGAAAUCCUUGGUGUGGAAGUAUAUGGGAAAGGAUAUUGCAGAAUUCAACUCAGAAGUUGUAUAUUUACCUGGAUCCCAGUUUGAGGGGAGACUAAAGAUGAACACCAAAAACUUCAGUUUAACAGUCAGAGAACUGACACUGCAAGACUCAGGGGAUUUUCUACUUACAGGCGAUGGGGACAAAGGUCAGAUUGACAGUAAGACCAUCACUCUGAAGGUCCACGAGCCUAUAUCCAAGGUGGCGAUCCAGACAGACAUCAAGCUAUUGGCCAACCGCUCCUGUACAGUACGGCUGGUGUGCAACGUGUCCUGCUACCCCAACAUUACCUACACCUGGGAGAGAGACAAUGAGAUCUACGGGGACGCCCAGCAGAUUUACUUCUCUCUCUCACCAGCAGAGAGAAACAUCAGUGUAAAGUGCAACGCCUCCAACCUGGUCAGUUGGAAAACUGCCUCUGCGACAGUAAAGUGUAGAAAUGACACAACCACCCCAGGUACCUAGAUAUCAUAAUAAUCCCUUCCAUACACUUUUCAGUGUGCUUAUAAGCUUAUGUUGUCAAAUAUAAUAUGUAAUGCAUGUGAUUACAUUGGAUGUAUA